AUGCAGCUAAUUGAUCUCCUAGUUUUGGCAUUAGCGUUUUCUACUCACACGGCUGAUGCUUGCGGCGUCGGUCGGGUCGGCUUCCGCCGGCGACCUCCGCGCAAGCUGACCCCGCUCGUAAUUAAACAAUACGUGCCAAACGUGGGCGAACACACCGACGGAGCGUCUGGCCCACCCCGAGGACCGAUAGUUAGAUAUUCGAAAGGAUUCUCCCGACUUGUUCCCAACUACAACAAGGAUAUCCAGUUUGCCGACGAUGAGGGAACCGGAGUCGAUCGGAUCAUGUCUCAGAGACUACGUGACAAACUCAACAUCCUCGCCGUAUCGGUCAUGAAUCAGUGGCCAGGAGUGAAGCUACGAGUCGUCGACACUUGGGUCGAGCGGAAAGCCUUCAAGAACAACUCCUUGCAUUAUGAAGGGCGGGCGGUUGACAUCACAACAGACGAUCGACAGCGGUCCAAGUACGGUAUGCUUGCACGGCUCGCCGUCGAGGCAGGCUUCGAUUGGGUGUUCUACGAAGACAAGAAACACAUCCAUGCUUCUGUCAAGCUCGAUCCAAACAAUGGGAGGAAUACCGCCGGCUGCUUUGAGAGGAGUUCUGUGGUUCAAACCCGAUCGGGAAGUAAGCCGAUCUCUCAGUUGAACAUCGGAGAGGAAGUUCUCACAUAUGAUGAGGCAGAGAACCGCUUCGAGUUCUCACCGGUGUUGACGUUUUUGGAUCGAGAUCCUUCUCGGAAAGAAGAUUUCUUCAAACUGAAAAUCGAAACUGGAGAGCAGCUACUGCUUACACGGUAUCAUCUGAUUUAUCGACACGAAUACGACGACUCCGCCAGUAAAACGUACGCUUCCCGCGUUCUGCCCGGAGACGUCAUCUUUACCCGCGUCAACGGAAGCGUCGUGCAAUCUAAAGUGGUUUCGGUUCACGUUCAGCGGUCGUAUGGAGUUUACGCGCCGAUGACAGCCUCAGGCAACAUCGUAGUGAACAAUGUUGUAGCCUCUUGCUACGCUCUAGUCAACGAUCAUUCACUCGCGCACACGGCAUUCGCGCCUCUGCGAUUAUUCUACAGUUCCGUGAGCUGGGUGCAGCGAAUUUUAGCAUCUAUACGAACAAAUAUCCUCUACUCGUCUGCGUCACCAAGUCCGGCCCAAGACGCGGAGAGCAGAAUCUAUACUAAAUCGUUCCUGGGCGUCCAUUGGUACGCCCGGACAUUGUACACUCUGUUUCGACCUCGGCUGCAAGCCUACUUCCCUUAG
This is a messenger RNA of Galendromus occidentalis (western predatory mite), 1254 nucleotides long. RefSeq names its product hedgehog signaling protein (gene hh). The coding region runs from base 1 to 1254 and encodes 417 amino acids. Gene Ontology annotation, biological process: intein-mediated protein splicing; smoothened signaling pathway; regulation of gene expression. The record is from RefSeq and is a predicted model, not a curated record. Gene Ontology annotation, molecular function: patched binding; calcium ion binding. The transcript has 4 exons. NCBI's taxonomy places the organism in Eukaryota, Metazoa, Arthropoda, Arachnida, Mesostigmata, Phytoseiidae.